UUGCGCAUGGUUUCCUAUCCCGACCAAGGCGCAGAGCGCUCUGUCGCCAUCCGUCGCCCUCCUUCCGUUACCUCCCAUUCCUCUCGCGCCUCUACAGUCCGGAGACACCGCCCGCACCGUUCGCAUUUCGGAGGCAGCUCAUAUCAACCUCAGAAUGAAUUCCCAGUCUUCACCCACACCGGCGAUGUCGAGAUCAUCAUCGCAAAUGGGCGCAAAGAGCAGAGAUAUCUGUUGCACAAGUUGAUCAUGACCCAAUGUUCUGGCUUCUUCGAGGCGGGGUUGAGCGACGAGUGGGCGAAUGCUGGUGAAGGAGGCUCAGCCCUCGCACGAGUUCCACCGGGUGCGCCGCAACCCCAAGAGAAGAAGAGGUGGAAAUAUGAGCUAGAUUGGGGCAGAGACGAUGAUAUACCCAUGCUGGUACAAAAGAGGACGCAAGCGUCAAUGUUUGGAGGGGAUGCGUUACAACAAUCUCCUCAGCAACCACCACCACCUCGUAAUAAACCACCUACUCCACAAGCAGGCUUCUUUCGCAGUAUGGCCAAUUUCUCUUCGCUCCAUAUUCCCGCUCCCCAAAACGACCCCGAUGACGACACAUUCCGCGACUACGACAAUCUGUUUCGGGUUUUCUACAACUAUCCCCCAGCCUUGGACCCCAUCAAUAUCGCCAAUGCCUACGUCGAAUGCAAAUCGUUGUUGCAAAUCGCCGACAUGUACGAUGCCCUCGAAGUCAUCGGCCCACGCGUCGACCACCAUCUCUUGCGAUUUCAAGGGAGAUUAUGGAAACAGAUUGCCAAAUAUCCUCCCAGCUAUCUGAAACUAGGCUAUAUGGCGCGGAGCAAAGCUAUUUUCUCGGAAGCUAUGGUGCACGUGGUCGGACAAUGGCCACAGGGCACGAACCAACUACGCGGUUUAGUACCAGAGCCAGUGCUGGAAUUGAUCGAUGACAAAGUGGACGAGCUGGACGAGCUCAAGGCGAAAGUGGAGGUCAAACUCUUUCGAUUAACCCUCACCACGAGCCGAGGAGAGCGCGUGACGCCAUCUAACAAUUGGCUUGAGUGGAUGGCCGUGUCGCUUUUCCGCCAAUGGCUCGCAGAGAACACAACACCGCCGCCCAUACCCAUCCUAAAAUCCCCUCGCCAGCCUUCAUCUCGCAAUGGGGAGGCUGCACCUCCGCCACCACCUCCUCCCUUCAACACCGGCCGCAUCUUCCGCCUCCUUGGCCAAGGAGGCUCGACGUACCUGGGCCAUGACGAGUGCAAGCGCUUCUUGAAGUUGAGCCCGGAGCACUAUAAUCGCGAAAACUUGAAGCGGUUCGAACGGCGCGUCGAAGAAAUUAAGAACAAGGCCAAGGACCUUGUCAAGCCGCUAAUGCGGAAUUUCUUGGAACUGGAUUUGAGAGAGGGCGGGUUACCUUAUCUGACGUGCACCAAGAUUGACGUGGAAGAAUUCCCUUGGGAUGAUAUAUAAUGCUGUUUUCUGGAUUCUCGACUUGUUCGGCGUUGAGGGAUGAGAUUUGAUCGAGGCGGAGUAUUUUGCUUAUAGUGUGGUUUGGUUUGUUUUUUGUCUUUCCCCCCCCCCCCUGAUACCCUACGACGCAGUUUCUUUUUUUCUUGGAUGUUAUCUUGUUGGUUGGCUGGGUGGAUGGGUGCACGAUGUUUGAUGACUUUUGUCCGCCGGAUGAAUUUUCGUCCUUGAGACAAGCAGCAGGCCAAGGCGAAUGUUCUAUCGAGGACUGACGAGCUGGGAAUCUGGUGCACGAUGAUGUUGUGUGAGUCAAAAUCUCGACGCUUUUAUAGU
Molecule: messenger RNA, 1797 nt
Organism: Periconia digitata
Lineage: Eukaryota; Fungi; Ascomycota; Dothideomycetes; Pleosporales; Periconiaceae
Source: the annotation of a GenBank genome assembly